This is a messenger RNA of Clonostachys solani, 852 nucleotides long. NCBI's taxonomy places the organism in Eukaryota, Fungi, Ascomycota, Sordariomycetes, Hypocreales, Bionectriaceae. The record is from the annotation of a GenBank genome assembly.
AUGUCCACCUCAAUCUUCCAACUGCCUGGUGUCGCUCUCGUUACUGGCGCAAGCCAGGGUAUCGGGCGCGCCACCGCACUUGGUUUUGCUGCCGCUGGUGUCAAAGGCCUUGUCCUUUCUGCCCGCGACGAAAAAAAGCUUGAGGACACAGCUGCUAAGGCGAAGGAGCUCGCGACCAAUUCCAGUUUCGAGACUCUUAUUGUCGUUGGCGAUAUUUCUCAGGAGAAUGACAUCGUCAAUGUCAUAAAGAAGGCUGUUGAGAAGUUUGGCAAGAUUGACUAUGCCGUCAAUAACGCAGGGGUACGUCUCGUCCAACUCUAUAUUGCACAGAAGUUUAUUCCCUUUGCGGCCAUCUCGACUGAAGAGUUGGACAAAAUGAGCAACACAAAUGCACGCGGCAGCUUUCUCUGCACUCGCGAGGAGAUCAAGGCCAUGCUUAAUCAACCUCUCAAGGAUGUAAAGGGAUUGACAAGCACAACCCCGUCUGCUGAGCGUGGCUGCAUCGUCAACGUCUCAUCCGCUACCGCGCUUGGUGCUAUGCCGAUGAGCGGAUCUUACGUUCCCACCACUUGGAGCCGGCUUGGAAUGACCAAAUCAGCAGCUGUCGAUCAUGGAGCUGAGGGAAUCCGUGUUAACUCUAUCCUGGCGGGAUAUACAAUUUCCGAUGGGUUCAUGUCUCACCCUGAUGCUACGGCGGAAUUAGGAGCCUCCCUGACCAAUUCCAACCCCAUGAAAAGGCUUGCAACCCCAGAGGAGAUUGCUGACGCUGUCAUCUUCCUCUGCAGCCCCCUCGCCCGUUACAUCACUGGCCAUGGACUUGCGGUAGACGGAGGACACUCCUCCAUGAUUUAG